Molecule: messenger RNA, 2372 nt
Organism: Phoenix dactylifera (date palm)
Lineage: Eukaryota; Viridiplantae; Streptophyta; Magnoliopsida; Arecales; Arecaceae
Source: RefSeq, a predicted model, not a curated record
CAAGUUGAAUGGAUUAAAAAAAUUUAUUUUAUUCUUUUCGAUCGGAUUAAAAAUUUACUAAUAAUACAAGUGAUAACGAAGGUCACAGGAUGGAGUAGCCCAUAGCCUCGGUAGUUAGGAUCACACUAACCAAUAACAUGCACCUUCAUAGUGGUGCAAAAAUGCAUCGCAAAGGAUGUAGAGUCCAUUAUUCAUGUGACCGUUUGCAAUAGUCCAAUUGAAAUGGGUCCUUUGGGAGCAAAUAGGUUAACGUUCAAUGAGCGACUUAUAAGUAAAUCUUGGAAAACUUGCCGACUCAUCAUGAAGCCCGAACUUAUAAAUAACGGAUAUAGGAAGGAAGGACUUGAAAUAAAUUCUGCACAAUAUAUUUCAAGCAAAAUGAAGUCGGCAAGACCUACCGACUAUAAGCUUGUAUUUCAAGAACUUAUCAGUAAUUUGAAUAUAAUACAGGGACUUCGAGGGUAAUUUCUCCCCUAACCUUUGGUCCCGAACCGAUCGAGCUUCGAUUGACGCCGAGCUUGGGCUUCUGACCCCUCGACGCGGAUCUGGCUUCUAAACCCUCGCCCUCCCCGCCAUGGCUUCUGAACCGAUCGAGGUUCGAUUGACGCCGAUCUUGGGCUUCUAAACCCUCGACGCCGAUCUUGGGCUUCUAAACCCUCGACGCCGAUCUGGCUUCUGACCCCUCCCCCAACCCUUGGUUCGUUCAAUUCCCUCUCGCCUUGCUCUUCUAAUGGCAAAGCCUUCCAAACGAAUCAUCCAUGGCUUCCAAAGGAUCUGUUCCCACAAAAUCCAUCCAAAUCCUUUGCCCCAAAACCCCAUAUCUUCUGGCCAGUCUAGGUUCUUCAAUUCCAGGCACCUGAGCUCCAAUCACUCUUCCAACCAUCCGUCGCCCUCAGGAAUCUGGAGAGGAGCUUAUUCCGGUGAGGUUUUGUCCAAACCCGCAUCUCAAAAUGGUAUCUUUUCUCGUUUCCUCUCCCCGAAGUUCGAUUUAUGCUCUCCACAGCUUAAUAGCUUCAACAAGAAUUGCUCUUAUGGGAAUCUCCCAGCUGGAUUUUCGAAUUCGAGGCAUAUGAGCUCCGGAAUCCCUAUCAAGUUACCAUCUUUUUCUUCUGGGAUCAAGGGGCUUGGUAGGAUUAAUGAGAAUGGGUUCAGAUACAGGUUUUCCUCAGUUAAGAAUUACAAUUCUAUCAAGUUUAAUGGAAAAUUUGGAAAUUUGAUGGUUGAGAAGCCGUUGUCUUCCGUUUCAUCGGCAUUCUCGCGGUACCGUGAGGCGGUUGGAUUGCAAGUUGAGGCAUUUUGGAAGAGAAAUUACUUGGUCCUUGUGGGGGCUGGGGCAGUAGUCGUCUGCAUUGCACUUUGGAGAAUCAUGUUUGGAGUUGCAAGCAUUUUUGUAGGGCUUUCGGAAGGCAUGGCCAAGUAUGGGUUCCUUGCUUUGGCAACCGCCAUGGUAGCUUUUGCUGGCUUGUAUCUUCGUUCAAGAUUCACUAUCAAUCCAGACAAAAUUUACAGAAUGGCAAUGAGGAAGUUGAACACAUCUGCCGGGAUUCUUGAGGUGAUGGGUGCCCCUCUAACUGGGACAGAUGUGAGAGCUUAUGUUAUGUCUGGAGGUGGGCCUAGAUUGAAGAACUUUAAGCUUAAGUUUGGUGGCAAGCGGUGUUUCCUCAUCUUCCCCAUCAAAGGAUCUGAAAGGAGGGGAUUAGUAAGUGUUGAGGUCAAGAAGAAAAAAGGCCAGUACGACAUGAAACUACUUGCAGUUGAUAUACCAAUGGCAUCAGGGCCUGAUCAGCGGCUGUUUCUAGUUGGCGAUGACAAAGAAUACCAAGUUGGUGGGGGGUUGAUAUCUGAACUAAGGGACCCCAUAGUAAAAGCAAUGGCUGCAGAGAAGGAGUUUGAAGAUCUCGAUGAAAAGGAGGAGGAAGAAGAUGCAAUUAGAGAGCAAGAGGAGGCACAAAGAAGGCAGCAUGAGGAAAAAGAAAGAGCACUUGCAGAGGAAGAAAGAAAACGGCGUGAGGCAGAGAUGCUAGUACAAAGUAGCCCUUAGAAGUGAUGGAUGUUCUUGUUGUGCCUUUUUCCGGAUACAAAACAACGGCAUGCUCCUUGUUAAGAGAACGGAAUGUCGGAACAUAUCACAAAGGCUUCGGCCAAAGAAGCCUGAAAAGGUUUUUCUCAUCUCUUUUUUCUUAUCCGUGUCAUAGGGAUAAUGGUUUUAUCACUCAUGAAGCAUUAAAGCAUACAAAGCAUUACAUAAAUUCAGUCACAGAAUAUUAGAUUUUUGCAACUUCUUAAGCUUGUUUUUAAUAUUUUCACGCGAUCUUGACUAAAGGAUAUAGCAUUUUACUUUGACACGAAACUAAAUCUUCAGUAUUUAAAAA